CCCAACGCCUGGCCCUAGGCUCCAGCUUCACGCAGUCUCGUCUCCUUGGCGACGCGGCGUCUAUGGCUCCUAUGCCCCAAAACCGAGCGGGCAGUGAGCGGAAUUAGCUUUCUCUGUUAGACCUUCCGAGGGCCACAGACGGGUUGGGGUUCUGGGGCCCCACCGCAGCGGAGGCGGCGCCCGAGAAGAAAAAGUGAUGAUUGAGCCAAAUGAAGCAAUGUCAGGGAAGAAAGUCUCCUCAAAAAAUAUUAAAAAUAAAGUCUCUUUAAAGAAUAGUGAGAAGAGAGUGUCUUCAAAGAAUACUGAAAAUACAGAAACAAAUCUACAGUCUAAGCUACAGUUACCUUCCUUCUUAAAAGAAGACACAGGUGAAAUGAGCAAAAACGUAGUCUUUGCAGAGCAAGAGAAAAAAAAUGAAUGUUGCCUUGAGGAUACUGAUGACAAGUUGUCUGACUCAACAGACGAUGAUGAUGAGGAUGAUACCAAUGAUGAAGAUAAUGAGGAAGACAGUAACCCUAGUAAGGGUAUCCAUGCCCCGUUAGAGUUAAUGACAGAAUUCCUGAGAGCCGAAAUGGGCCAAGACUAUCAUUUGGCAAAAAAGUUAUGCCAGAUGAUCCUAAUCUAUGAACCAGAAAAUCCUGAGGCCAAGGAGUUUUUGUCACUUAUUGAAGAAAUGUUGCUGAUGGAGAAAGCUCAAAACCUUGAGGAAGAUGAAGAGAGUGAAGAAGACAGCAGCAGUGAGAGUGAAGGGGAAAACAGUGAGGACUCAAGUGGGGAAAGCUCUGAUGACUGUGAAGAUGGGUGAUACAGUCCUACUAUAGUUUAAUCUCCAUGUAUUUUCAUUGCUGUAUACUAUGGAAAUAUAAAUAAGAGAGCUACA
Phacochoerus africanus (Common warthog) is the source of this 880-nucleotide messenger RNA. It is a transcript of the gene ERICH2, whose product is annotated as glutamate rich 2. The record is from RefSeq and is a predicted model, not a curated record. The transcript is spliced from 8 exons. Bases 197 to 805 code for a protein of 202 amino acids. NCBI's taxonomy places the organism in Eukaryota, Metazoa, Chordata, Mammalia, Artiodactyla, Suidae.